This is a messenger RNA of Beta vulgaris subsp. vulgaris (sugar beet), 3247 nucleotides long. RefSeq names its product G-type lectin S-receptor-like serine/threonine-protein kinase At5g24080. The transcript has 5 exons. The record is from RefSeq and is a predicted model, not a curated record. The coding region runs from base 32 to 2656 and encodes 874 amino acids. NCBI's taxonomy places the organism in Eukaryota, Viridiplantae, Streptophyta, Magnoliopsida, Caryophyllales, Amaranthaceae. Gene Ontology annotation, biological process: recognition of pollen; protein phosphorylation. Gene Ontology annotation, molecular function: protein serine/threonine kinase activity; ATP binding.
UCACAAUGAGCACAAGUUCGUCUCUUCAUCAAUGGCAACUACAAGUAGUGUCCACAUUUAUUCAUAUGUUAAAACGUUAUGUUAUGUUUGUUAUGUAGCAACCAUUUUAUUUCCUUGGUUUUUUGGUCUAGUGACUUGCCAAAUUAGUCGUGGUUCUCGUUUAUUAGCCACAGAAAACAAAGUUUGGAUUUCUCAAAAUGGAACUUUUGCACUUGGUUUUACUCCAUUAUACUCAAAUGAUCAAUUACAACUUGGUAUUUGGUAUAAUCAGAUUCCUGGAGAAAGAGUUGUCGUAUGGUCUGCUAAUAGAGAUACUCCAGCCAGCAAAAACGCCGUCCUAGACUUCGACAACACCGGAAACCUCGUCCUCAACGACGGGCAAACAACCUUAUGGUCAUCAAAUACUUCAAGGGCAGAAGUGGAUGCAGCAGUAAUGUCUGAAAGUGGGAACUUUAUACUCUACAAUGCAGCACAACAGCCUGUGUUCCAGACCUUUUCGCAUCCGUCGAAUACCCUCUUACCUGGCCAAGCUAUGAAUGUAUCAAUGGAGCUAACAUCAUCAAAGAAAUCCCCUACACAUGGUGGUUACUACACUCUAAAAAUGCUGCAACAAACAACAUCACUAAGCCUAGCAUUAAGCUAUAAUUUACCAGAACCAGAAGCACCUGAAGACUCCCUUUCAAAUAUUUCCUAUUGGGCAGGCCCUGAUAUAUCGAAUGCCACCGGUGAUGUGGUGGCAAUCCUAGACGAAAACGGCAGCUUUGGGGUAGUGUAUGGUCCAGGUUCAUCAAACGGGGCAGUAUACGUUCACAAAAAUGAUCGUGACAAUACUGGAUUACUAUACAAUAAGUCCUUAACAUCAUCAACUCAUGCACCUGUCUUAAGGCGGUUGGUACUCGAAUCAAAUGGUAAUGUAAGGCUCUAUAGAUGGGACAAUGAUGUUAAUGGAUCGCGCCAAUGGGUGUCCGAAUGGGCAGCUGUGUCUAGCCCUUGUGACAUUGCUGGAAUAUGUGGGAAUGGUAUAUGUCUCCUAGACAAGUCUAAGACAAAUUCAUCUUGUUCUUGCUUGCCUGGGACUGUAAGUGUAGGGGACAAUGAUGAUAGGUGUUUCGAAAACUCUACAUUAACCGGUAAAUGCAAUCAUAGACACGAAAACCUCACCUCCGAGUUCAAGAUCAUUGCUGUCCAACAAACAAACUAUUACUUCUCAGAUGAAUCAGUGAUAGCUAAUUAUAGUGAUGUUCCCACACUAUCUAAGUGUGGUAAUGCUUGCUUAGAUGAUUGUGAGUGUGUUGCAUCAGUUUAUGGGUUGAUUGAGGAAAAGCCUUAUUGUUGGGUGUUAAAGAGGAUGGAUUUUGGAGGAUUUCAAGAUCCGAGCUCAACUCUAUUCGUUAAGGUCUUAGCAAAUGAAUCAGGUUGGAGUGGAUUGUCGAAACAGAAGGGUGGUUUAGGAGGGGAUAGUAAUAAAAGUGCACAUGAUAAGGCUUUGGUGAUUCCCAUUGUUUUAAGUAUGGGUGUGUUAAUUGCAUUAUUGUGCCUUUUGUUGUACUACAAUGUUCAUAGGAGAAGAUUGAUGAAGAAAGCAAUCGAGAGUUCGUUGAUAUUCGCAGGUGCUCCGAUUAGUCUAACAUACCGAGAUUUGCAGUAUUGUACAUCUAAUUUUUCCCAGCUACUAGGGAGAGGUGGGUUUGGAACUGUAUACAAAGGAAGCUUAGGAGAUGGAACUUUGAUUGCAGUGAAGAAACUUGACAAGGUUUUGCCGCAUGGAGAAAGAGAAUUUGUUACUGAAGUCAAUACUAUUGGUUCUAUGCAUCACAUGAAUUUAGUUAGGCUUUGUGGCUAUUGCUCUGAGGGAUCACGCAGGUUGUUGGUUUAUGAAUACAUGAAAAAUGGGUCAUUAGACAAAUGGAUCUUUGCUCCAAAUUACAGUCUAGACAAGGUACUCGAUUGGCCUACGCGCUAUAAUGUAGCACUGGGCACGGCUCAAGGGAUAGCUUACUUCCAUGAGCAAUGUAGGAAUCGUAUAAUCCAUUGCGACAUCAAACCUGAAAACAUCUUGUUAGAUGAGAAUUUUUGUCCUAAAGUUUCAGAUUUUGGAUUAGCUAAAUUGAUGGGAAGAGAGCAUUCUCAUGUUGUUACGAUGGUUCGAGGUACUCGUGGGUACUUAGCUCCUGAGUGGAUUAGUAAUCGCCCCAUAACCGUGAAGGCAGAUGUUUAUAGUUAUGGAAUGCUACUGUUGGAGAUCAUUGGAGGAAGGAGGAACCUCGACAUGUCUUUUGAUGCUCAAGAUUUCUUCUAUCCUGGAUGGGCUUUCGAGGAGAUGGUGAAUCAUAAAGCUAUUAAAGUGGUUGACAAGCGACUAGGAGGAGCUGUUGAUGAGGAAGAACUCACAAGGAUUCUCAAAAUUGCAUUUUGGUGUAUCCAAGAUGAUCUUUCUGUGAGACCUUCAAUGGGAGAAGUGGUAAAGAUGUUUGAUGGUACAAUGGAAGUUAAUAUGCCACCAAUGCCUCCAAACAUUUUGGAGUUGAUAGAAGAAGGUUUAGAUAAUGUGUACAAAGCUAUGAAAAGGGAAUAUGACCAUACAAGUACAUUUACUAUUAACACUAACGCUUCAACUCGAGCUACUUGUAGUUAUUCUACCAUGUCACCUCGUUGAUAGAAAUCAAUGCAUAUACUUCCUCUGUUUUGACAUAAAUGAAAAGUUUCUCUCAAAAAUCCCACACAUAAAAAAGAGAAGCGUUUCAUUUAUUUCAGAACGACGGAAGUAUAUUACUCAUUUUAGGUUUAUUUUUAUGGUGUCCUUAUAUUGUUAAUUCGUCUAAACAAUCUCUAUCAUUUUUUAACUGCCAAUUCUGAUUAAUGUAACUAUGAUUUUGUUACAAUUUUUUCUUUAGUCUUUAUGUAUCUUCAUUAUUUUCCUUUCUAUCGUAUUAAUAUUAAUCUCAACCUAAAAAAGUUUUCAAACAAUCACUAUAUUAAUAUGAUGGAAAAGUAUGAUAAUUAAUUCCUCAAAUGCUCCAAACUCGUGCAGUUGGAGAUUUUGAGGACGUAUCCCAACUCCAAAACCUCCUUCUCACCAUGAUACCACACCAAUAAUUUUUUUUUGUGAACCUAUCCGGUUUUCGAAAUCCAUUUUGGAUCCGACUAAUCAGGAUUCGAGCCGGGUCAGGCCCCAAUCAGAGAGAAAGCUCUCCCAACACACUGCUGAGUUCCCAGGACUCGAACCCGAGACCUCUGGUUAAACUUA